AUGGCAGAUCCUAAUUCUCCACCACAAAUGGCUUCAUCACAGUUUUCAACCACCGCUCGUCCACCAUUAACAUCUCCACAUUCAUCAACAUCAUCAUCUAUAUCAAUAGCUCAUCCACCACCGUCACCAACAACAUUACCAUAUAUUCCACAACCUUUAUCAAUUGCUCCUCCACCAAUACCAUCAUCUGCACCGCCUUUAUCAAUCGCUCAACCGCAACCACCACUAUCAUUAUCGCGUCCACUAGUAUCAUUACCAUUGAAUUCAUUCAUAGAUUUAAAUAAAAUACACCUUGAUAACAAGCCACAUCUACCACUGAAUCCACUUAUAGAUUUAAACCAAGACGCCAAACAAAAUGAGGCUUGCAUCGACGAGUUCCUCCUUCACAACAGGAGAAACUUUGCACGGAGUGAAGUGCCGGUGAGAAUCAUGUUCUUCAAAAACAAGGUCUUGGAUGAUUUCAAAGGUGAAGUAUUGGAGUCUUUACGAAACAGUUUUGCAAGUGGAAAGACAAUUGUGCCUUGA
Messenger RNA from Lathyrus sativus (Indian pea), 525 nucleotides. The record is from the annotation of a GenBank genome assembly. Lineage: Eukaryota; Viridiplantae; Streptophyta; Magnoliopsida; Fabales; Fabaceae.